AUGGAUCCAGAGCCCAUGGAUAUCGAUCCUAUUGAUUUACCUGGAGGGAGCAACUUUCAUGAUGUUACUGCCUUGCUUGCAAAGGCCGCAGGAGAUAUGAAACCUGGAGAUCUAAUCUUGGCCGACGGGUUUUCUCUGCAAGACGCCAUGGGUGCCUUUGAGAUAGGUGAACCACGCUUCGAUAGUGGCAUGGUAUCCGAGAUCAACAUAAACCCGCCGUUCAAUCCUUUAUCCCCCAUGUUGCCAGAGGAGAUUUGUUGGUUAAUGGACAGGUCCUUUGUGUGCGAGAUGGAAUGGCAUGCCGGCUAUACACUUUCGCAAACUGUGUUCACCGUACUUUUUGUGCACCACUUGAGAGAUAUAGACCCUGACUUUCUGGCGAGGGAUUUUGCAUGGGACGGUAAACCUUCUCAACCACUAGAACUCAUCACUGUCGUCCUCCGAUCCUUCAUUUUUGGACUAUUGAAAUGCUGUGAUCUUGCCUGGAGAGAACUCUCAAAAGAAAGAGUGCAUGAUGCAGAGGAUUGGCAGAGCGAGAAGUGUGACGUUUCCUUAUUGGAGGGAGUUCCUGUAAAUCACGUAUUUCAAAAGCUAGAGGAGGCCUCCAGGUGGCUCCAAACAUCUCCCAAAGCAAAGUCGUCUUGGGUGAAACCACUUCUUGUUAGGAUCCAUCUGAGAAUGGCACUUUUGCAAUUGAUGGACUCGAAUCUUUCCCAUGAAUAUGCUAAGCUCCCCUUGCUUGUUGCCGACAUUCGCAAUCAGAUACAAGCUAUCGACAAUUCCCCGAAACCAAGACCAGAAGCGGGAUCAGUAGCACACCGGGCUCUGGAUCCUAAUGUAGCUCGCCGAUUAAACUUUUAUAUACCCCUUCAGAUUCUUCAGCUUCCCCCAGAGAAUCAAGCUUGGGCCAACCUCCAGGCAAGCCUCAGUGGUAUGGCUGAAAUUAGCAUACUUUCUAAUACCGCAAGCGUUGGUACAUGGGAGAUUGUUGGGCUUCUUCGUGGAUGGUGUCCACCACUAUACCGAAGCCUCCCUCUCUUACGCUCAGCCAUCCAGUCGGCAUUCUUUGAUGGCGUUCUUGUAAUGAACAAGUACCCACUGAACCAUAUUGUUAAUCGGUUUUUUGUGGAAACAUUAGACCUUACAUAUGAUUCUUACGCUCGCGCUGUCAAGCAGCGUUGGACGGGUUCUGACCCUCCGCCACUGUCAAACAUAGAACGAAAUCUUGUCACCGGCCAUGUGAAAGCAAUGUGGUUCAACCCACCUAGACGUCGCCGCUAUCUUAUAAAAUCACUUAUAGACUGGCACGAACUAUAUGCCGAGUCAAGUUAUAUAUCAUCUGAACUGGCACCUGUGGUGAGUGUCUUAGCUGCUAAAUGUCCAUUUCCAGCUGAUGGCAGGAAUGCCAAGCUCGGGUUAGAUAUGGUGUCUCGUGCACAAAAUGUUGCGCUACUAUACAGGCUCACAGUCAUCCGUGAAAUUGUAUUUUCUGGCUUUCAGAUGUCGUUAUAUACCUCCGAGGAGAAAGCAUUUGCAUAUUGGCAUGCUGCACAUAUCAUCGAACUACACCUUAAUACUCUGGAUGAGCUGGAGCCAGGCAUUUCAAGUACAUCCAGGACUCAUCAUGAACUGAAGUUCAAUUCUGCUUUUCUCAGCGCUUUACAGUUAAUGUCAACCGCUAUGUUUUUGGUUACGAGUCAAAAAAUGACUAUCUCGUGGGAGCGUAUGCGUUUGAAUUUCCUCCGUCGCUAUAAAUGGGCCUUCAUAUCAGAAUAUGAUGACGUUGAUGUCCCUGUUGUUGGACACCCGCAAUUCCCCGAAUUCAUGCAUUACUGCACUGAUGUCCAAAAAGACGGAAUGGAUUCUCCAGCCGCCUGCUUUGAACUGGCAAUCCAUAUUCUCUCCAGCCUAUUAAGCUCUCCUACAGGCUGGGCUGGUAAAUGGAGUGGCGAUCGGCUUCAGUUUAUCCGAGACCUCAUUCAUGUAUGCGAAGGGCUUGUUACUCUACCCUCCACCCUGGAAGAGAUCAGUACUUUCGAUUUCAAAACCUUGGUAUGGAAUCCUGACGCAAAUCCAUGGUUUCCAUACAUUCAAAAGGCCACAUAA
Messenger RNA from Serpula lacrymans var. lacrymans S7.9, 2106 nucleotides. RefSeq lists its product as uncharacterized. The record is from RefSeq and is a predicted model, not a curated record. The coding region runs from base 1 to 2106 and encodes 701 amino acids. Gene Ontology annotation, cellular component: NatC complex. The transcript has 14 exons. Gene Ontology annotation, biological process: N-terminal peptidyl-methionine acetylation. Lineage: Eukaryota; Fungi; Basidiomycota; Agaricomycetes; Boletales; Serpulaceae.